GUAUUGCCCGAUCAAAAAAAUUGAAAGAGAAUGAAAAAAAAGAAGCAUAUGCCAAUUGCAAUUGGUGUACCAAGAACACAUAUACAUAGACAAGUGUUGGGUCACACUAGGAGGCAGCAGCACGCCACUGGUGACUGUCAUGAGUCAUAUCUGACGAGAGAAGCUGACAAAUCCCAUCAAUUCCAAUUCCAACCAUUUCUGCUUCACCUUCGUCUACCUCCGACAUUCCGAACUAGCGUGCAGGGAGUCAGGGGAGAGAUUGGAGCGAUGAACGUGAGCCGCCCAUCGGUUCACCCCGUGGAGGCCCCACCCUUGACUGACUUGGCAGCCCAGAAUGCUCUCAGAGUGAGGAUGAAGGACGUUCAAGGCAUGCCUGGCACCGCAGGUGGUCUCGUGUUGCGUCUUUGCCAGCUCGGCUUUGCAGCCAUUUCUCUCUCAGUCAUGGCCACCACCUCCGAUUUUCCCUCUGUCACUGCUUUUUGCUACCUUGUUGCUGCUGUUAGUGUGCAAUGUGUGUGGAGCUUGUCACUGGCGAUUGUUGAUGUGUAUGCUCUUUUAGUGAGGCGGAGCUUGCGCAACUGCAAGGUUGUGGGUUUCUUCACCAUUGGAGAUGGGAUCACAUCCACGCUUACAUUUGCUGCCGCAUGUGCUUCUGCUGGAAUUACUGUCCUCAUUGCCAAUGAUCUUAACAAAUGUGAUGUGAAUCAUUGCAAAAGGUUUGAGACUGCCACAGCUAUGGCUUUUAUCAGUUGGUUUGCUGUGUCACCAUCCUUUCUUUUAAACUUCUGGUCACUGGCUUCCCGGUGAAACACGGCAGGGGGGAAAUUCAUCAGUGAGCCGAGUCUUCUUAUAUUCUUAAAAAAAAGAAAAAAUUGGCCUCUUUUAAUGGCUGUGCUGGGUAUUUGUUUGAUUGCCCUUAUUCUGUACAUAGAAAUAUUCUGGCAGAGUUUGUUGAGAGAUUAAUAACCUUUAGCAUGGAGAUAUGUAUAAUUUUGGAUUUUGAAUCUUUUUCCUCA
Molecule: messenger RNA, 1016 nt
Organism: Prunus mume (Japanese apricot)
Lineage: Eukaryota; Viridiplantae; Streptophyta; Magnoliopsida; Rosales; Rosaceae
Product: CASP-like protein 5A1
Cellular component (GO): membrane
Source: RefSeq, a predicted model, not a curated record